UGUCACUUUCCGUCAAGCUCAUUAGUAACUUGCAAAGGAAUCGAGAACAUUGAUAAAACCACGGUAAAAGUUACAAAAUAUCAAAAAAAGAUCAUGGCGGGAAUCUAUACUCUUCUGUGUCUUGCCAUAACUACGAUAACGUUUAAUAACGUAAUCGCAGUUGAUUACUGCAACUUGGAAUCAUGUUCACAGAGAGGUUCACAUACUAUGUGUAGAUAUCCUUCAUCAUCCCCAUCAAAUGCAUGCAGACAAUGGAGUAAUAAUGGUCUUACUGAGGCUGAGAAAAACACUAUAGUGAAAAGACAUAACGAACUGAGACAGAGAGUCGCAUCGGGUCAGGAAAGCAGAGGAAAUCCAGGUCCACAACCUCCGGCAGUUAGCAUGCCAGCUUUGGUAUGGGAUGACGAACUAGCAACAAUAGCGCAAAGAUGGGCUAAUCAAUGUAAUUUUAAUCACGAUACGUGCAGAAAUGUGGACAGAUUUGCAGUUGGUCAAAACAUAGCUAUGACAUACAAUUCGGGCGACAACAACUCGCCUAUGGAAUCUUUUGUCGAUAUGUGGUAUGAUGAAGUAGAUAAAUUUGAUAGGAAUAAAGUUGAUUAUUAUGAAUUUGAACCAAGUACAGGCCACUAUACUCAAGUGGUUUGGGCUAAUACGAAGACAAUCGGUUGCGGACGAAUUAAGUAUAAGGAAUCAAAUGGCUGGAAUGCGAAUUACUUAGUUUGCAAUUAUGGCCCAUCCGGAAAUUAUAUAGGUCAAAAAAUAUAUCAAAGGAAAUAAAUAUACCGAAGGAAAUAAAUCUAAUCGAUAUACUAUACAGAUACAAUAGAAAAAAGAUUUCAUAAAAUCUGGGAAAAUAAAUACAAAAUUGUAAUGUUUUAUUGCUAGAAAAAUAAAAAGAAGCAUAAUAUAUA
Molecule: messenger RNA, 914 nt
Organism: Solenopsis invicta (red fire ant)
Lineage: Eukaryota; Metazoa; Arthropoda; Insecta; Hymenoptera; Formicidae
Product: venom allergen 3
Exons: 5
Coding region: 94-780 (228 amino acids)
Cellular component (GO): extracellular region
Source: RefSeq, a predicted model, not a curated record